Emys orbicularis (European pond turtle) is the source of this 2617-nucleotide messenger RNA. RefSeq names its product SID1 transmembrane family member 2 (gene SIDT2). Gene Ontology annotation, molecular function: double-stranded RNA binding; RNA transmembrane transporter activity. The transcript has 28 exons. The record is from RefSeq and is a predicted model, not a curated record. Lineage: Eukaryota; Metazoa; Chordata; Testudines; Emydidae. The coding region runs from base 28 to 2610 and encodes 860 amino acids. Gene Ontology annotation, biological process: RNA transport. Gene Ontology annotation, cellular component: lysosome; plasma membrane.
CGCGCUGCCUGCCUGUGGGAUCAAGUCAUGUGGGCCCUGGAGCUGCCCCUCGUCCUGCUGCUGCUGGCUCUGCCGGGGGCUGGUGCUUUCCCCGAGGCCCUGGCUGCCAAGAACAUCUCCCAGAAGGAGGCCGAGUUUGACAAAAGCUACACGGACUUUGUGAACAGCGAACUACUGAACAUCUACACCUUCAACCACACCGUGAUGAGGAACGGGACGGAGGGCGUCCGGGUGACGGUGAAUGUGCUGUCUGAGCAGAAGGAGACGCCGGUUCUCUUCGUGGUGAGGCAGAAGGAGGCGGUGGUGUCGUUUCAGGUGCCGCUGAUCCUCAGGGGCCUGUUCCAGAGGAAGUACCUGUACCAGAACGUGAGCCGCACGCUGUGCCAGCCCCAGACCAAGAACGAGUCGGAGACACAGUUCUUCUAUGUGGAUGUGUCGACGCUGUCCGUGAGGAACGCCUCCUACCAGCUGCGGGUCACCCGCGUAGAGAACUUCGUGCUGGGGACGAACGAGCGGUUCAGCUUUAAUGCCACAGCAGCCCAGCCGCAGUAUUUUAAGUACAUGUUCCGGGAGGGUGUGGACUCGGUGAUCGUGAAGGUGACCUCGCGCAUGGCCUUCCCCUGCUCCGUCAUGUCCAUCCAGGACAUCCUGUGCCCCGUCUAUGACCUGGACAACAACGUGGCCUUCAUCGGGAUGUACCAGACCAUGACCAAGAAGGCAGCCAUCACGGUGCAGAAGAAGGAUUUCCCCAGCAACAGCUUCUACGUCGUGGUGGUGGUGAAAACGGAAGACGAGGCCUGUGGAGGGCCCCUGCCUUACUACCCCCUCACCAAAGAUGAACCAGUAGAUCAAGGCAGUCGGCAGAAGGCGCUGGACGUGAUGGUGUCGCCUGCUAUUACCUCGGAGGUCUACGUCAGCGCCAUGCUCUUCUGCCUGGGGAUCUUCCUCUCCUUCUACCUGCUGACACUGCUCAUCGCCUGCUGUGAGACCUGGAGACAACAGAAGAAGAGAAAAGGGCUCCUGGCUGCCAUGGACACACCCACCACAGACACCGCGUCUUUACUGGGGCAUCCGCGCAUCACCCCGGACUCCCUCCUGGGUCACCCUCCCUACCACGGCUACGGCUCUUUGGAGAACAGUUCCACCCUGAGCACUGAGGGCAUCACCGAGAGCAUGGGCUCCACGGACAUCUCCUCUGGGUACACAGGGCUUGACCGCUUCAAGCGACGCGUCCCCUCCAGCCAGAUGAGGCACCUGUGCAUUGCUAUGGAGCGCUCCCUGGAGAACGUGGCCAGCCGGCCCCGCCUGGACUCCCUCAGCUCUGUGGAGGAGGACGACUACGACACGCUGGCGGACAUAGACUCCGACAAGAACGUCAUCCGGACCAAGCAAUACCUGUACGUGGCAGACCUGGCCCGGAAGGACAAGCGUGUCCUGCGGAAGAAAUACCAGAUCUACUUCUGGAAUAUUGCCACCAUCGCUGUGUUCUACGCCCUCCCUGUCAUACAGCUGGUCAUCACCUACCAGACGGUGGUGAACGUGACGGGGAAUCAGGACAUUUGCUACUAUAACUUCCUGUGCGCCCACCCCCUGGGAAACCUCAGCGCUUUCAACAACAUCCUCAGCAACCUGGGCUACGUGCUGCUGGGCCUGCUCUUCCUGCUCAUCAUCCUGCAGAGAGAGAUCAACUACAACCGGGCGCUGAUGCGCAACGACCUGCAGGCCCUGGAGUGUGGCAUCCCCAAGCACUUCGGCCUGUUCUACGCCAUGGGCACGGCGCUCAUGAUGGAGGGGCUGCUCAGCGCCUGCUACCACGUCUGCCCCAACUACACCAACUUCCAGUUCGACACUUCCUUCAUGUACAUGAUCGCGGGACUCUGCAUGCUGAAGCUGUAUCAGAAACGGCACCCGGACAUCAACGCCAGCGCGUACAGCGCCUACGCCUGCCUGGCCAUCGUCAUCUUCUUCUCCGUGGUCGGCGUGGUCUUUGGCAAAGGAAACAUGAUGUUCUGGAUUUUCUUCUCCAUCAUCCACAUCAUCGCCACCCUGCUGCUGAGCACGCAGCUCUACUACAUGGGCCGCUGGAAACUCGACUCCGGGAUACCGCGCAGAAUCGUGCACGUGCUGUACACAGAUUGCAUCCGCCAGUGCAGUGGGCCCAUGUACGUGGAUCGAAUGGUGCUGCUGGUCAUGGGCAACAUCAUCAACUGGUCGCUCGCUGCCUACGGACUCAUCGUCCGACCCAACGACUUCGCCUCCUACCUGCUGGCCAUCGGCAUCUGCAACCUGCUGCUCUACUUCGCUUUCUACAUCAUCAUGAAGCUCCGAAGCGGCGAGCGCAUCAAGCUCAUCCCCCUGCUCUGCAUCAUUUUCACCUCCGUGGUGUGGGGCUUCGCCCUCUUCUUCUUCUUCCAGGGUCUGAGCACGUGGCAGAAAACGCCAGCCGAGUCCCGGCAGCACAACAGAGACUGCAUCCUGCUCAGCUUCUUUGAUGACCACGACAUCUGGCACUUCCUCUCCUCCAUCGCCCUGUUCGGCUCCUUCCUGGUGUUGCUGACGCUGGAUGAUGACCUGGACUGCGUCCAACGGGACAAAAUCUAUGUCUUCUAGGCCCUUU